This is a messenger RNA of Saxophila tyrrhenica, 801 nucleotides long. RefSeq lists its product as uncharacterized. The record is from RefSeq and is a predicted model, not a curated record. The transcript has 3 exons. Bases 1 to 801 code for a protein of 266 amino acids. NCBI's taxonomy places the organism in Eukaryota, Fungi, Ascomycota, Dothideomycetes, Mycosphaerellales, Extremaceae.
AUGGCCGCCGCAGCAGCACCGGGCGGCAACCAGCCUCCAGGCGACGGCAACAACAAGAAGCCCUUCAGCCACGGCAACGACGACCGCGCGGACGUGAGCGACAGCGAGAGCCAGAGCGAUACAGGUGAAUAUAUCGGCAACAAGCAGGGCAGGUCCAGCACCACCAAGAUGAAAUGGACCCGCGACAACGUCGAGAAGCUGCUGUACUUCGGCAUGGGCAAGACUCUGAGCGGGAAGGAUUUCAAGAAGAUCGCUGAGACCUUCAAGGAGAAUCCGAGCGCGAAGGCCAUCCAGGAGAAGUACCAGAAGCUCCGCCAGCAACUAAAGGCUCAACAAAACUGCGAACUUCUCGUAGAGCUCGAGAACCCGACAAACACCUUUCGCGGCGCCUUUCCGGAGGAGAACGUCUCCCAUGAGCUCAUCGCAGAGUACCUCCGCACGAACAACCUCACCGCCGACGACAUCCGUGCGGUGGCCAACCUCAUGGAGUUGAGUGAUGAGAAUGCGACCCUUGCGCAGAGUGCUCCUGCCACCUCGAGCACUCCCGCCACUUCAAGCACCCCAGUCACUCGCCCCGCUUCCCGCUCCACUCGCUCCACUCGCCCGUCCAGCCGCCGAAGCAACACUCUCCUUGACUACGACAACGCGGCAGUCCAGGCAAUGCGGGACCAAAUCAACGCAGAGCGGGAGCGGGCGCAGCGUGCUCGGGACGAUGCUGAGGUUCUCCGUCGCCUUCGCGAGCAGGACAGGGAGAGGGCCGAAGAGAGUGAGGAGGAGGAUGGUGACGGCGAGGGGGAGUAG